This is a messenger RNA of Tripterygium wilfordii, 4017 nucleotides long. Its product is annotated as protein PLASTID MOVEMENT IMPAIRED 1-RELATED 2-like. Bases 338 to 3769 code for a protein of 1143 amino acids. The transcript is spliced from 3 exons. Lineage: Eukaryota; Viridiplantae; Streptophyta; Magnoliopsida; Celastrales; Celastraceae. The record is from RefSeq and is a predicted model, not a curated record.
GUUCACCAUCUACCUACAUUUUCCACGCACACGCAGAGACAAAACAUUUAUUUUCUCGGUUUUCGUCUCGUGAGUAUUCUGAAGAUUUUCCUGGAAAAUUAAUCACGCCAUUCCCGGGAAUAUACCGGAUUGCCAACUGUUUUCGUUCCUAGUACAUAUUAUCUUCUUCGCGAGUACAGAGUAUAGAAAGCAAGUCGGAUUGGGUCGACAAAGUGAUAUGCUAAAAUAAAAUCUCGAUUCCGGGAUGCACUGAAGAUAUGUUCGGAAACUGUCUCCCCAAUAAGUUACAUGGUGAAUUUGAUUUUUGGUGUUCGUUUUUGUUCUAUCUGAUGCAAAUAUGAUGUGGUCAAACAUUGAGCCUGGAAACAAAGAUAGUGAUGAGAGCUCCGAUAAUGGUGAGCUGUUGCGUGACAUUGAGGAAAUAAGCAAAGCACUUUACUUGAACAGAAUCGCACCAAAGCCUUCUUCUGAUGUUCAAUCCAAAUUUGCUGGGAAUACCCAUAUAUCAGAAUCAAAAUGGAAUCCGAUCCCAAGAAGUGUAAAUGAAAAUGUGUCGCACAAGGAUAAGAAAUCAUCCUCAUCAUGGAAUUGGAAGAGGCCCUUGAAAGCUCUGGCACAUGUUCGGCAUCAGAAGUUCAAUACUUGUUUCUUUCUUCACGUGCAUUCGAUUGAAGGAUUACCUGCAAGUUUCAAUGACUUUAAUGUGCGCGUGCAUUGGAAGAGGAAGGAAGAGGUGUUGCAGACUCGCGCUACAAAGGUUGCUAGGGGGCUUGCUGAAUUUGAUGAGACAUUACUACACAAAUGCUGUGUUUAUGGUAGUAGAAGUGGAUCUCAUCAUUCAGCCAAGUAUGAUGGAAAGCUAUUCUUGAUCUAUGCUUCUGUUGUUGGGGAUGCGUGGCUAGAUUUAGGAAAGCAUUGGGUUGAUCUCACGAGGCUGUUGCCAAUUACUUUGGAGGAGUUGGAGGGGGAGAAAAACUCUGGUAGGUGGACUACAAGCUUUAAGCUUGCAGGGAAGGCUAUGGGUGCUACAUUAAAUGUUAGUUUUAGUUUCUUGGUACUGAGGCACAAUUUUGUGGAAUCAAGAAGUAAUAUGAAUGUUUCUGAUUUUGUAAAGUUUGCAAAGAAUAAGGCGACUACAGUGGGACUAGAUACAGAUUAUGCACUGUACAAUAAUAUUGCUAUGCUUCGGCAGAUGGGUAGUACUCCAAGUACUUUAGACCCUAGAAUCGCCCUGUCUUCUCAGUCUACCGAUGGAAAGGUUCGUCAUGAGGCUUUGCCAAAUUUGGGACUGGAACUCUCUACAUCAAUAAGAUCCCUCUAUCAAAAACUUAAUGAAGAGAACAUACAUGGUUCAGGAGUGUCCAAUAUAUCAGCCGAGCAUAUGCAGCCACUUAAACCAAAGUAUGUCUUGGAUUUUGCAUCUGCCGAUGACUUUAGUGGAGAUGAGAAUUACGGUAACAAGUUUGUUGUUAUUGAACAGGGAACAGAGAUGAUGAAAAAUGAACAGCUGAUAUCAGUUCAAACUAAUGCUGCUAUUGAUGGUUCUGCCAUUGAAAUCAUUAAUGUGGAUGAUAUUAUGAAAGAUGAUGAUCUAAACCUUUAUGAGGGGCCAAAAGGUUAUUUGCUGGACAACGUCUCCAGUAGUUAUGUGAAUAAGGUUCUGCUGAAUGAUUGCAAACUUGAAGAAGAUGUGGAGUGCGUUAAAGGGUCAGCCUUGGAACAACAGGAAACAACUUUGCAGAGCCUGCUGACUUCUGAAUCGGUAGAUUUGGAAUCUCCACCUGCUGUGGAUGAGUUUCUAGAUCAAGAGAGUUACAUUGGAACGAUACUGAAUUACAAAACCAGUAAAAUGGUAAAGAAAUCACAUAGCUUGGAUGACAUAACUGAAUCUGUGGCAAGUGAUUUCUUAAAUAUGCUGGGGAUAGAGCAGAGUUCAUGUACCCCGAGUUCCAAUUGUGAUCCUGAAUCUCCAAGAGAACGUCUAUUAAGAGAGUUUGAAGAAGAGGCCCUUGUUUCUGGAAAUUUCCUUUUGGACUUUGAUGCAGAGGAAGAGCUUGCAAAAUUUGGUUGCAUCUCACCAGAGAUGUCUGGCUGUGACCUAUCUGAGGAUUUUGAUUUCUCUCAAGUUAUUCAGGCUGCUAAGGAAGAGCACAAUAAAGCAAGUCAGUUGCUGAGAAGGAGGAAAGCGAAGGAGCUGGAGGACUUGGAAACUGAAGCUUUAAUGAGAGAAUGGGGUUUAGACGAAAAGGCCUUUCAGAAUUCUCCUCGUAAUUGCUCUGAUGGAUUUGGGAGUCCAAUUGAGCUCCCCCCAGAAUUGCCAUUUCAGUUACCCCCACUUGGAGAUGGCUUUGGUCCUCUUGUUCUAACUAAGGGUGGAGGUUAUUUGCGGUCCAUGAAUCCCUCUUUGUUCAGAAAUUCUAACCAUGUCAGAAGUUUGAUCAUUCAAGUUUCUAGUCCGAUUGUGCUACCAGCAGAAAUGGGCUCUGACAUAAUGGAAAUAUUACUGCAUUUAGCCUCGGUUGGAAUUGAGAAGCUGUCCCUGCAGGCAAAUAUAUUGAUGCCUAUGGUGGACGUUACUGGGAAGACAACACAACAAAUAGUUGAGGAAGCUGCUACCAGCAGAGCAGUGCCUGAUAGACAAACUCAGUUGCAGCACAAAUCAUUACUUGAGCAAGACUCAUCUGAUGUGAGAAAGGAAUUUGAAGGUUUUUCUUCUGUUCAGUGUUACAAUAACCUUAGCUCAAGCUUAAUUGGUGGUGAGAUUGGAAAUGACAUUGUUUCUGCAGAGGAUCUUAUUCCUUUGGCAAUGGAUAAGAUUGAGGUUCUGAUUAUUGAAGGAUUGAGAAUUCAGUCUGACAUGUCUGAUGAGGGGGCACCGGCAAGCAUCAGUUGUCAAUCUGUUGAGAAAAUUAAUCCUUAUGAAGGGAAGAAGACUGGUCUUGGUGGGAUCUUAAGUUUAGAAAGAGCAACAGGGUUGCAACUGCUUGACAUCAGUGAUAGCAGCAGUGAAGUUGAUGGGUUACUGGGUCUUUCUAUAGCCUUUGACGAGUGGUUAAGGCUUGAUGCUGGAAUUACCAUAGAUGAGGAUCAAAUUAGUGAGCACACAAAGAGGUUCCUUGCGGCCCAUCAUGCUAAUACUAUAGACUUCGUUAAUGGAAGAGGCACUAAUUGGGGUGACACAUAUGGUAGAAAGCAUGGAUUGUUGGGUAACAAUCUCACCAUAGCAUUUAUGGUGUUGCUUAGAGAUCCCCUUCGAAACUAUGAACCAGUUGGUUCCUCAAUGCUUGCUUUAGUUCAGGUGCAGAAGGUUGUCCAUCCUAAGGCAGAUAUGUAUGGGACAUUAUUUGUAAGAAGUGGCAAUGAGGAAGAAUGUGAAUUGAUCAUAGAGGAGGAAGACAACCAAAAGGAGGACAAAGGAGGAGGAGAAGAGGAAAAGGAGGAAGAUGCUCCUGCUUCGUUUAAGAUUAUUGAAGCACAUCUUGCAGGGUUGAACAUUGGGCCUGCCAGGAAGCAACUUUGGGGUAGUAAAGCACAGCAACUCUCCGGAACCCGAUGGCUGCUUGCUACUGGCAUGGGUAAGACCUGGAGGCAUCCAAUUUCAAAGUCAAAGGCCAUUGUAGUAUCAAACACACAAGGGAUGACUAAGUUUCAGAGUGAGGAUAUCAUAUGGAGCAUAAGCUCUCAUUUUGAUGACACUCAAACUAAUUGGAAAGACUCGACUGAAAGUGUUCCUUAUGAACGAAAUCCUGAUGUCAUUUCCAGCUGUUAGGUCCCAUGUAACAAGAAAUUUUGGAAUGAUAUUCCUGGAAUUCUUCCACUUUGCUUUUUUUCUGAGACUUGAAAAGGCUAAAGAGUCUUGUGGCUCUUUUGUUUCAUUUUACUGAACUUCUAUGUCUAGCAACGACGUAUUGUUAGUUGUCUAUUUUUUGUGGGUAUGUAUAUCAGUUGAAAUGAAAGCUUGCUAAUGUACUUCUACAGUCGAUAUAAUAUACGCAUAUGGUAGAAUGGCAUGAAGAA